This is a messenger RNA of Cuscuta europaea, 2005 nucleotides long. The record is from the annotation of a GenBank genome assembly. NCBI's taxonomy places the organism in Eukaryota, Viridiplantae, Streptophyta, Magnoliopsida, Solanales, Convolvulaceae.
UAACGGAUGAUUUUAUGCGAUUAGCUAAUUAAUAAAAACAAGAAUACUUAUCGGAGGAAGGAGAAAAUAGAUCACUUUAGUUUCUGUUUCUGUCGAGUAAACACAAAAGAAGCAAAAAUAAAUAGCUCAAACUCAAAGCCUCAAACCCUACUCAACGUUUCUGGAGUUGUCACCUUCUUCUUAUUACAGUUAAAGAGUGAGCUCGGAUCUGCACCUCAGAGAGAGAGAGAGAGAGCGUCUGGUGUAGAUUGAGAAAAGAACAAAAACUGGAAAAUAUGGAGAAUCGCAAUGACGAUGAUCUUCUUCAUGUAGUCAUGUUUCCGUUCUUCGCAUUUGGUCACAUUAGCCCAUUUGUUCAGCUUUCCAACAAGCUAUCCCUUCACGGCGUCAAGAUUUCCUUCUUCUCCGCCGCCGGAAAUGCCCCCCGAGUUCAAUCCAUGCUGACAUCUUCACCUCCCGAUACCCAGAUUAUCCCCCUCACUCUUCCCACCGUCGACGGCCUUCCUCCGGGAGCAGAGAGCACUGCCGAAUUGUCCCCGACCGCCGUCGAGCUCCUCAAGGUGGCUCUCAACCUCAUGAAGCCGCAGAUCAAAUCCCUCCUCGUUCAACUCAAGCCCCACGUCGUGCUCUUCGAUUUCGCCCAUGACUGGCUGCCGCCGAUGGCGGCGGAUCUCGGGAUCAAGACUAUCUUUUACUCUGUUUUCAUCGCUCUGUCCACCGCUUUCGCCACCGUUCCUUCUCGGCUCCCUGAACCCGGCAGGAAAUCUCCCUCUCUUGAGGAAAUGAAGAAACCCCCGCCCGGCUUUCCGCAAACUCCGAUCACUUCACUCAGAACCUUCGAGGCUCGAGAUUUCCUGUACAUCUUCAUGAGCUUCGAUGACAAUGCCUCUGUUUAUGAUCGUGUUCUUGCAGGUCUGAAUGGCUGCUCUGCAAUUCUAGCAAAGACAUGCUACGAAAUGGAAGGUCCUUACAUUGAUUUCGUGAAAUCCCAGUUCAAGAAACCCCUUCUUCUCGCCGGUCCGGUAGUCCCGGAGCCAUCCUCCGGCGGCGAUCUGGACGAGAAAUGGGAGAAUUGGUUGACCCAAUUCAAACCCAAUUCCGUAAUUUACUGCUCAUUUGGGAGUGAGACGUUCUUGAACGACGACCAGAUCAAAGAACUGGCUCUCGGGUUGGAACUCACCGGACUUCCAUUCUUUCUGGUGCUGAACAUCCCGGCCUCCGUCGAGAAAUCAUCGGAGCUGAAAAGGGUACUUCCGGAUGGAUUCUCAGAGAGGGUUAAGAGAAGGGGGCUCGUCCAUUCAGGGUGGGUGCAGCAGCAGCAGAUCCUGGCCCACACUAGCGUGGGGUGCUACGUCUGCCAUGCCGGAUUCAGCUCGGUGAUCGAAGCUAUGGUGAAUGACUGUCAGCUGGUUAUGCUUCCCCUGAGAGGUGACCAAUUCUUGAACGCUAAGCUGGUGGCGACGGAUCUGAAGGCUGGCGUGGAGGUGAAUAGGAGAGAUGAAGAUGGGUAUUUCUGGAAAGAGGAUAUUCAGGAGGCUGUGCAGAGAGCUAUGGGGGAAGAAGGGACAGUGUUAAGGGAAAACCAGAAGAAGUGGAAAAAGUUUUUGGUUGAUAAAGAGAUUCAGAGUAAAUUUAUCAAGGACCUGGUAAAAGACAUGAGAUCAAUGGCUGCCCUUGACUAAGGUGUGUUUGGUUUGAGGUAUUGUUCCCAUGCUUAAUAAAAUAUAGGGAGCUGUAAGAGUUUCAUGGCUGCAACUUGCAUCUCUUGUACUAAAAGAAUUUAUGUGGUUCUUUCUACUGAGCACCUCUGAAUUCCUGUUCUUUAGGAACUGUAAGAUUGUAUCCACUAUUUAUGAAUUCCUCUGCCAUUCUUCUUUAACAAUUUAACCUCCUCAAAACAAGGAUCAUGUUUAUUCUGUGUAAAACUUUAUGUAAUUCAUAUUAUUGUGCUCUCCACCGGAUUAGUCUUAACAUUGCAAUUUAACUACGCCUACUUCAUGUUUAA